This is a messenger RNA of Sebastes umbrosus (honeycomb rockfish), 1969 nucleotides long. RefSeq lists its product as uncharacterized. Lineage: Eukaryota; Metazoa; Chordata; Actinopteri; Perciformes; Sebastidae. The record is from RefSeq and is a predicted model, not a curated record. Gene Ontology annotation, molecular function: nucleotide binding. The transcript has 14 exons. The coding region runs from base 119 to 1426 and encodes 435 amino acids.
CCUGCUUUACGGCUGUUGGUCCGCAGUUGACGUGUUGUUGUAGUCCACCUGACUGACUGGGAUGAGUCUGUAGUCUCUGGAUCACCGCGGAGGACAGACAGAAGGUUUGGACAGCUGUAUGGGACAAAACAGUUCACAGGGAAACAGAAUGGCCGUCCGUGUCAUCGUGGUGGGAGCUGGCUGUCGAGGGGAGAUCUACUCCAGCUACGCAUCCGUCCACCCUGAUCGUGUUAAGGUUGUCGGAGUAGCCGAUCCAAGGAAAUUUGCUCGCACUAAACUCCAACAGCAACACAAAAUUGGAGACGAAAACGUAUUUGAAGACUGGCAGAGUUUAGCUGAAAAAGAGAAGUUUGCAGAUGCAGCGUUGAUUUGUACUCCAGACCGCCUUCAUAAGGAACCUGCUGUGGCUUUUGCAAAGAAGGGCUACCAUGUUCUGCUGGAGAAACCGAUGGCGACAACUGCUGAAGACUGCACGGCGAUCGUGGAGGCUUGCACUCAGAGUGGCGUGAUGCUUUCGGUGGGUCAUGUUCUCCGGUAUCAUCCCCUCAUCCACAAAAUAAAGGAGCUGCUGGAUGCCGGAGUCAUCGGUGAUGUGAUGCACAUUCAGCACCUUGAGCCGGUCGGGUUCUAUCACUUUGCUCACUCGUUUGUUCGGGGGAACUGGAGGAAUGAAUCAGAGAGCUCUUUUGCUCUUUUGGCUAAAUCGUGCCACGACAUCGACUUAAUACAUCACUGGGCCGGAGCACGCAGGUGUGUGAAAGUGUCAUCAUUUGGAUCCGUCAGCCACUUCGGAAAAGAAAGCAAGCCAACAGGUGCUGGAAGCCGCUGCCUGGAUUGUUCAAUAGAAGGAGACUGUCCUUACUCAGCAUGCAAAAUCUACCUGGACAGAGUGAAACGGGGUCACACUGGUUGGCCUGUAUCCGUCAUAUGUCCGAACUCGUUCCCCGACAUCGAGUCAGUGACCGAGGCCCUGAGGACCGGACCGUACGGCCGCUGUGUCUACGAGUGUGACAACGACGUCUGCAGUAACCAGGUUGUGAACAUGGAGUUUGAAGGGGGUCUGACGGCAGCCUUCACCAUGGUGGCGUUCUCCGAGGAGAUAUGCAACCGAAAGACAACCAUCUUUGGCAGCAAGGGGGAGCUGUCAUGUGACGGCCAUGAGAUACGUGUGUUUGACUUUCUGACCCAAAGAACCACAAAGCACAAGCCACACGAUGACACCCCCAGGCACUUUGGCAUGAUUGGACACGGUGGAGCAGACUACCACCUUAUGGAUGCCUUCGUUUCUGCUGUGGCAAACAAUGAUCCAUCCCUGAUCCGCUCGGGUCCCAAGGAGACGCUGCUGAGCCAUUUGCUUGUGUUUGAAGCGGAGCGCUCGCGGCUGGAGAGCAGGGUGGUGUACUGUGGUGACAUUGGGAGGAGCUAGACGACUGAAAAACACAUGAAAAUUAUUUCACCUUAAAAAUCAAACACUAUAAUGAAGCUCUCUCUCUCUCUCUCUCUCUCGCCUUUACUCAUCAGCUGACUCUGGCUGUUCACUCUUUGAAGUUAAACCAAUCAGCUAAACUGACGGCCAAAUUAUGAAUUGUAAUGAUUUAGUUGAUAUUGCUCAGGGAUUUUAAUACUGUGUGUUUGUGUGUGAGAGUGAACCUGUUUUUAUACUCCCGCAACAACUUAGUCUGUCCUUGUUUCCAGAGCAGACCUCGGAAACUAUUUAACUUAGGAGCUUCAAAUGUGGUAUGAUGGUUGACAGUGUGGUGUAGUUGUGCCUGUUGGGGGUUAGGUUGGGGGCCUAAAUGUUUCAUAAUAACAAGCUAGAUUGUGCUCAAUAGACUAAUUCCAUUAGAAGUACUACGCCAAGAACGUUGUUGUUCAUUGUGUCACAUUGUUAUCAUUUGUUGAUUAAGAAGUGUUCAUGUAAAGUAUUUUUUUUUUAAUUUCUAGUAAAAUCUGUGUGAUUUAAAUUGUC